Messenger RNA from Trichomonas vaginalis G3, 825 nucleotides. Its product is annotated as ankyrin repeat and SOCS box-containing protein 4 family. Bases 1 to 825 code for a protein of 274 amino acids. The transcript has a single exon. Gene Ontology annotation, molecular function: protein binding. NCBI's taxonomy places the organism in Eukaryota, Parabasalia, Trichomonadida, Trichomonadidae. The record is from RefSeq and is a predicted model, not a curated record.
AUGAAGUAUGCAAUUAUUUCACAUAACAUUGAUUUUGUUACAUUCUUGAUGAAUGAGUACGAUAUGGAAAUGCAAUUAAAACAUUGUGGACGGUUUAAUAAUCUUGAAGCAUUUUUAGUUUAUUACGAUCAAACUAAUGAUAUAAACAAAUGUUUUUCUUAUGUAUCAUGGUUCAAUAUUCUAUCCCUUUGCGAAUAUUUCCUUUCACAUGGUGCAAACAUCAAUGCAGUAGAUACAAAUGAAGAAAUUGCACUUCACAAAGCAGCACAUAUCAAUAGCAAAGAAAUAGUCGAAUUUCUUAUUUCGCACGGCGCAAAUAUGAAUGAUAGAAAUGAAUAUUUUAACACCGCCAUUCAUUUUGCAGCACUGAAAAAUAGCAAAGAAACAGCCGAACUUCUUAUUUCACAUGGCAUGGAUGUCAAUGCAAUGAGUGGUCAUCAAAACACCCCUCUUCAUACCGCAGCAAUUAGAAAUAGCAAAGAAACAGCCGAACUUCUUAUUUCACAUGGCGCAGAUCUCAAUGCAAAAUCAGACACUGGACUCAUCGCUCUUCAUUUUGCAGCAUCGUGUAAUAGUAUAGAAACAGCCAAGCUUCUUAUUUCGCAUGGCGCAAAUAUCAAUGAAAAAAGUGUUUCUGGAAAAACUCCUCUUCAUCAUGCAGUGAUGUACAAUCAUAAAGAAAUGGCCGAACUUCUUAUUUCGCAUGGCGCAAAUAUCAAUGAAAAAAGUGUUAGUGGAGAAACCCUUCUUCAUUUUGCAGUGAGGUAUAAUCGUAAAGAAAUGGCCGAACUUCUUAUUUCGCAUGGCGCAAAUAUCAAUGAAUAA